Molecule: messenger RNA, 846 nt
Organism: Vicia faba (fava bean)
Lineage: Eukaryota; Viridiplantae; Streptophyta; Magnoliopsida; Fabales; Fabaceae
Source: the annotation of a GenBank genome assembly
AUGAACAAGAAUCUCUUCCUCAUCAUUAUUACUAUCACCACCCUACUCCCCCUUAAUACAAAUGGCGCCAAAUGUCAUCCUGACGACGAAUCAGGUCUCCUCACUUUAAAAUCAAGCAUCAAAUUCGACCCGUCAUCCAUGUUAAAAACAUGGAUAACUGGCACAGAUUGUUGCACAUGGUCCGGAGUAAGUUGCGGAGACAACAAACGAGUUACGACUUUGUCCUUAACCGGUGAUCUCGAAAAUCCAAAAAGCUACUUGUCAGGAACGGUGCCUAAGAGUUUUGCAAACUUGACGAAAAUCUUCAACCUUGAUCUCUCCGACAAUUUUCUCGUCGACCCAUUUCCUUCAUUGAAUGUGAAAGGGAUUGAGUCACUGGAUUUGUCGAGAAAUAUGUUUCAUUUGAAUGAAAUUCCGAAAUGGGUCACUUCAUCUCCGAUUAUAUACUCACUAAAGCUUGCGAAAUGUGGGAUAAAGAUGAAGCUUGAUGAUUGGAAGCCUUCUGAGACAUAUUUCUAUGAUUUUAUUGAUCUUUCUGGGAAUGAGAUUUCAGGAAGUGCUGUUGGGUUGUUGAAUGAGACAGAAUAUUUGGUUGGGUUUUGGAGUUCUGAGAAUGUUUUGAAAUUUGAUUUGGGAAGUUUAAGGUUUGGAGAUAGGUUGAAGUAUUUGGAUUUGUCACAUAAUAUGGUGUUUGGAAAAGUGACAACAAGUGUGGUUGGGAUUGAGAAGUUGAAUGUUAGUUAUAAUCAUCUUUGUGGUGAGAUUCCUAAGAAUAAUUUGUCUGCUAGUGUUUUUGUUGGAAAUGAUUGUUUGUGUGGAUCUCCUUUGAAGCCAUGCAAAGCAUAG